Molecule: messenger RNA, 1518 nt
Organism: Batrachochytrium dendrobatidis JAM81
Lineage: Eukaryota; Fungi; Chytridiomycota; Chytridiomycetes; Rhizophydiales
Exons: 1
Coding region: 1-1518 (505 amino acids)
Biological process (GO): hydrogen peroxide catabolic process; response to hydrogen peroxide
Cellular component (GO): cytoplasm
Molecular function (GO): heme binding; catalase activity
Source: RefSeq, a predicted model, not a curated record
AUGGGCAUCAUUGGUUUGACUACUCGUCAAGGACAUGCAGUUCCAGACAAUCAAAACUCGAAAUCUGCUGGAAGUCGAGGUCCUCUGAUGCUGCAAGAUUAUCAUUUUCAGGAGAAAAUGUCCCAUUUUGUUCGUGAACGUAUUCCAGAACGAGUUGUGCAUGGACGUGGUGCCGGUGCCCAUGGAUAUUUUGAAGCCUACGGAAGCGCUGGAAACGAGACGAUUGGCAAGUACACCAGAGCAAAGCUGUUUGACACUAAAGGCAAGCGCACACCUGUGUUUACACGGUUUUCUACUGUUAUUCAUGGUGGUACUUCACCCGAAACCUUGCGUGAUCCCCGUGGAUUCGCAGUCAAGUUCUAUACCGAAGACGGUAACUGGGAUCUUGUUGGUCUCAAUCUCAAGGUGUUUUUUAUUCGUGAUUCCAUCAAGUUUCCCGACAUGGUUCACAGUUUGAAACCCGAUCCAGUCACAAACAUUCAAGAUCCAAACCGUGUAUUCGACUUUAUGAGUCAAACUCCCGAGUCAACUCAUAUGCUGACAUUUUUGAAUUCGCCAUGGGGUAUUCCUGCCGACUAUCGCCACAUGCACGGAAGUGGUGUCAACACAUACAAGUGGGUCAACAAGGAAGGCUUGGCACACCUUGUCAAAUAUCACUGGAUCUCCAAACAGGGCAUCAAAAACCUCAAGCAAAGCGAGGCUGACGCAAUUCAGUCCAACGACUUCAACCAUGCUACAGAUGAUCUGUAUCAGUCAAUCAAGCGAGGCGAGUAUCCAGAAUGGGAGUUGAAUGUACAACUGUUGACAGAUGACGAGCACAGUGAAUUGGAUUUUGAUCCUCUUGACGAUACCAAACUGUGGCCAGAGUCGAUUGCGCCAAUGCUUCCAGUUGGACGUAUGGUUCUUGAUCGUAACCCAGUCAAUUAUUAUGCCGAGGUAGAGCAGGCGGCAUUUGGAACAGGAGUUUUGGUUGACGGAUUGGAUUUCUCGGACGACAAGAUGUUGCAAGGUCGCACGUUCAGUUAUGGUGAUGCACAACGAUAUCGUCUUGGUGUCAAUUAUUUACAGCUGCCAAUCAACAAACCUUUGAACAAGGUGGCAACCAAUCAGCGUGACGGUACAAUGACAUACUUUGUGGACGGUACAGAUGCAGGCGAGAAUCCUCAUAUUAACUACGAGCCAUCCAGUCGCAACGGUCUUGUGCAGCAGCCAAAUGUAUAUCCAGGACCUGUGCAUGAGCCUGUUUUACCCGAUGGAACCAAGAUUGGACGCGCACCUAUUAAUCGUACGAAUCCGUUUGCUCAAGCUGGCGAGACUUACAGGAGUUUCGAAGACUGGGAACGAGAUGAGCUUAUUAUGAAUCUUGGCAAAGCACUUGCAGUAUGCAACAAAGACAUUCAAGAGCGCAUGGUGCAUAACUUUAGUCAAGCCGAUAAAGAUUAUGGUGCACGAGUUGCCAAAGCGAUUGAAGAUAUUUCUUCAAAGGGAUCCAAGGAUGAACCCAAAAAACCCGAAUAG